Molecule: messenger RNA, 1664 nt
Organism: Vespula pensylvanica (western yellowjacket)
Lineage: Eukaryota; Metazoa; Arthropoda; Insecta; Hymenoptera; Vespidae
Product: nicotinamidase-like
Exons: 4
Coding region: 470-1483 (337 amino acids)
Molecular function (GO): calcium ion binding
Source: RefSeq, a predicted model, not a curated record
UUACUUCCUUAUCAUAACCUUUAAUAAAUAUUUAUGAAGAAAAAUAUCUCUAUUCGUAAAAGAAAAAAGUUUCGCGCGAAAGACGAUAGAAGUCGCUGGUUAAAUGUCCAAAAAAUAUUGAUUUUUUAUACUAGAAACUAUCGUAUGAAAUGACGAAUCCUUUUCAUAAUUUAAUAAGCAUCAACACAAAAUUUUUUAAAUAAACUACGUUAUCAAUAUUAACACAUAUAUAGCAUUUUUAUCAAUAUAAAACAGAUUGAAUAAAUAUUACAGGUUGAGACUACGGAUUAGUAUUUAAGGGCGUGUUCAAGGUAACUCGCGUCAGUUGCUUUGAUGAAAGCGUUCGCAAACACAUCGUUUCGUACUGUGUCACAUAAUUUAUUUUUCCUAUCUUUCUAUCAUACGUAAUUCAAAUCUACAAAGCAAUUAUUGUUUCGCAAUAUUUAUACGAUCUAUAGAGCUAAUCAAUAUGAUGAACGAAAUAGAUUGGAAAUCAGCCGAUAAUAUUUUCAAAACUUUCGAUGUAAACAAAGACGGUGUGCUCGAUGAAAAAGAAUUUUUUCUUCUAUGCAAGAAAUUUUACGGUGAAGAAGAAGUGAAUAAAAAUGAAUGGAGGGUUAAAGAAAUUUUUAAAAUAUUUAGCUUAAAUGAUGAGGGAUUAAAAGAAUCAAAAUGGAAAAGAUGCUUUACAAAAUGGAUACAAAAAAAACCUGUAAAUGUAUUAAUAGUAGUCGAUGUACAAAACGACUUUAUUGAUGGAAAUUUAGCAUUACCUAAUCGUACGGGUUAUGAAGUAAUAAAACCGAUUAAUCGUUUGUUGAAAAAAGUUCAUUGGGAUCAAGUUAUUUAUUCGCUCGAUUGGCAUCCUAAAAAUCAUAUUAGUUUUUACGACAAUCUUGCUGAACGAAAACUGCAUCCGUCAUCUAAAAUUACAAAAGAACUAGCUAAGCCAUUUGAUACUGUUACUUUUUUAAAACCACGGGUGGAACAAACACUUUGGCCAAGACAUUGCGUAAUGAAUUCGUGGGGUGCAAAAUUAAAUAGUGAUCUGUAUAUAUCACCAGACUCUAUACAGAUAUACAAGGGUCAAGAUCCAGAUAGUGAUGCUUACUCGGUUUUCACAAAAGAAAACGUGAAGACGAAUUCGAAACUGGAGACGAUUUUAUUGAAAAUCAAAGCCACAGAUUUGUACAUUUGUGGAUUGGCCACGGACGUUUGCGUGAAAGCAACAUGUCUCGAUGGAUUGAGUUUGGGCUAUAAUGUAAUUAUGAUCGAGGAUAGCUGCUGUGGUAUCGAUAAAAACAAUACAGAAGAAGCGAAAAAAUUGAUCAUAGAAAACGGUGGUUUGGUGACGAAUAGUAAUCAUGUUUUUUCUCUUGUGAACGAAGGAAAGCGAAGUUUGAUUCUUGAUCAUCAAGCUGCGAAAAAACACUUUGUAAACUCUUCAAUUUCCAUUGAUAACAAAAAUGCAUUAGCGGACUAAUGUGUUCUUCAUAAUCGUAUAUAGAGAUGAUGAUUCUAACGAAACGGUUCCUUUAAUCUUACCUCUUAUAUUUUUUAAAUCAAGUAUUAGUAGUUUAAUAAUUUUUUAAAGUAUUCUUCCAAAAAGAAAAAGUCCAUAUAAAAAUAUACAUUUCUUAUUAAAUAAUAAUUAUAUAUAUAUA